CAACUAGUAGUUACUUAUACUGCAAAGCCCCUUGCAGAGGAAAUAAAAAGAAGCUGAAAAAGGAAUUGGCAGAACGGCGAGCACCAAAUUGUUGCUCCCAAAUUCCAUUGCUGACGAGUGCGAGGUCUACACCAAAGCUAUUGUGUUGUGCCUAAGCUGUAGACAGGCUUGUUGCUCUGCCUGGGGAGCGAGAAGCUAACAAAAUGCUGCCACAGCGGAUGAAAAAGGUUAUGACAGACAACCCAAAAAAGUUAGCCAAUUUGAUUGACCUUGUAAAUCUCCCUUCAACACUUAGAGAGUUCAUGGGUCAGUCACAGACCUCCCGCUUGGGUUGUUUUAAGCGUGUCUGGUGUUACAUCAAAGAGAACAAUCUCCAGGAUCCAAACAACAAGAACUUGGUUAAUUGCGAUGAAAAGUUGAAGAGUGUCUUGUUGGGUAAGCCCCAGGUUGAGCUGACUGAACUACCAACAUUGAUCAAGUUGCACUUCCCCAAGCAACCAAGAUGAUUGAGUUUAUUGUAAUGUUUAAUCCAAGUGGUUAAUCUUCGAACACUAUAUAGACUCCACAGAUUUUAUGAAGAGUUAGGCUGAUUAUGUAUCCUGGUGAAAUGACUUGUCUUACUAGUUACUAGUCAAAGUUCUACAAGCAGAAGCUCUAGAGUUUUGCGUUUUGCCAUAUUUUACUUUCGUAUUUGGAAGAUGCUACCCUUGACUGUAGUGAUGUUCUUUUUCUAAAUUAUAAAUACUGUACUUCUCUACUUUCACGAGAUAAGAGUAAGGUUUGUGUUCA
Solanum tuberosum (potato) is the source of this 789-nucleotide messenger RNA. RefSeq names its product upstream activation factor subunit spp27. The record is from RefSeq and is a predicted model, not a curated record. NCBI's taxonomy places the organism in Eukaryota, Viridiplantae, Streptophyta, Magnoliopsida, Solanales, Solanaceae. The transcript is spliced from 4 exons. Bases 204 to 506 code for a protein of 100 amino acids.